AUGGACGUCAUCCAACUCCAAGCUCACCAUACAUACCUGCCCAAUUCUUUGUUUAUGCUCAUCAUACAGCAGUGGAUAUCUGUGCUCACACUGUUCAUAUCGUUUUGUGUCGCAGUGACAAUCUAUUCUUUGGGGAAAAACCAGUCGUUCAACCAAACACCAAGAUACAGCAAAAGAGGAACUACCAAGCCCCGUUUUUGGAGCUUUGCGGGUGUUGAAGAUCUUCUGAGAGUAUUUCGGUCUGUCAAAAAUGGCACCGUUCUAUCGUACCUGGACAGCCUCUGGAGUCGGUAUGGCGACACUUACGUGAUAAGCUUCUUCGGAACUCGCAUUAUCUUUACUCGCGACGCAGUCAAUAUCAAACACAUCUUAGCCUUCCAGUGGCUUGACUACGACGCCACAAAGGGAAUCCGUACCGAGAUGUUCAAGGAUGUGGCACCCGGGACUAUAGCCUCCGUCGACGGCAAAGCAUGGGAGGACGAACGACGAAAAUGGCGUCGCUCUCUCACCCACCAUCAUCAACUUCUCGACCUACCGUUCCUCGAAAAAAGCUUCAGACUCUUCCUACAUCAUAUUCCAGCAGGAAAUAUGGUGGAUCUGCAACCACUUGUCCUCGACAUGAUGACAGAUAUUGUCAGAAACUUUGUCAUCGGAGAGUCAGCUCAUCGUCUUGAUAUUGAAAAUCAGUCGAAAGAAACAAGAGAGUCCGUGGAAGCACUAGAGCGUCUCACACCCGCAAUGGCCAUGAAAGGCCUACUGGGUCCUCUAUCGUGGCUGUUACCGCGAGGAGGUUUCGAUGCCGAUUGUCGCUUGUUCAAGGGGCUUUUGCAUCGCACCAUUCAAGAACAACUGAAGACAAGGGAAGGCGGAGAUAUGAAUCCUCAAAGCGAUAGCCCACUUCAGUCGAGAUUCUUGGACCGACUUUCAUUGCAUACCAACGACCCAGAAACGCUCAGGAACGACGUCACUGCCGCAUUGAUGGCUUCUGAGUCUACGGCGAGACCUCUAUCGCACUCUAUUUGGCUACUCAGCCAACAUCCUAAGAUCUAUGAAAAACUUCGUCAGAGUGUUCUUGAUGUGGUUGGACUCGAAGAGCCGACAUUUGCGGACCUAAACAAGUUCCCUUACCUGAUAAGCGUACUCAAUGAAGCAUUGCGACUACUGCCUCCAACGACUCUGACUCUAAGAAGAGCCAACAAGGAUACAUGGCUUCCGAGCGGUGGCGGUGAAGAUGGAACGGAAAUGUUGCUUCUUCACAAAGGAGAACGAGUC
Messenger RNA from Oppiella nova, 1272 nucleotides. Lineage: Eukaryota; Metazoa; Arthropoda; Arachnida; Sarcoptiformes; Oppiidae. The record is from the annotation of a GenBank genome assembly.